Messenger RNA from Pelobates cultripes (western spadefoot toad), 378 nucleotides. NCBI's taxonomy places the organism in Eukaryota, Metazoa, Chordata, Amphibia, Anura, Pelobatidae. The record is from the annotation of a GenBank genome assembly.
AUGCGGCCCAUGAACGGACAACAGUCAGCCAGAGAUACCCGCAGGAGCAUACGGCCUGGCGUGCGCUGGACGGGAGAGGCGGCCGAUCUCCCAACCUGGAGCUACCCGGUGACCGUCGGCUACAAGCGGGCACCACGCAACCCCCCCCCUUGGACUGGCGGGGGUGGUCCCGGUCCCCUCCCUGAUAGCUCCCAAGCCCCAUCGGGGAGCCGUGGCAGUGAUGCAAUAGUCGGGGAGCAAGGUGGAACACCACCCAAGGAUGGCAGACGCCACAUGCACCCAGAAUCCGGAAAGGGAGAUGUCUGUGACUUACCAACGCCUAGAAGCUAUCUUCGAAGCCUUUUGGAGGAAGCUGGAGAGCAGGCUGACCAGUACUGA